This is a messenger RNA of Meloidogyne enterolobii, 1035 nucleotides long. The record is from the annotation of a GenBank genome assembly. NCBI's taxonomy places the organism in Eukaryota, Metazoa, Nematoda, Chromadorea, Rhabditida, Meloidogynidae.
AUGCCAAAUGGUGAUUUGGGUGCUUUUAUUAGUUCUGUUGACAAAAGUUGUGCUCAAGAAAUGUUAGGAGAAUUAGUUGAAGGAGAUCAAGUUCUUGAAUGGAAUGGUGUUUUAUUAAGUGGAAAGACUUAUGAAGAAGUUGAAAGAAUUAUUCAGGCGGGAACGGGAGAAAUUGAAAUGAUUGUUUCUUGUAAAAGUGGGCAAAAAAGGAUUAAUAAUUGUGAUGAUUAUUUAAAUGGAUGUGAGGAGAAGAAGGGAAGUGGGGGAAAAAUAGGGAGAGAUGUUAAGAUUGCUUUUGCUAAUUCUCGACUUAAAAAUAAACAAGAAUUUGAUUCUUCAUGUUGGCAUUCUCCCAAUGAACCCCCACCCGUUCCUGCACACCAAAGCAGCAAUAGCAUUAGUGAUGAAGAGGAGAAUGAAAGGAAAUCUAGUUUACCACAACAAAAUUUGAAUAAUAAAGAAUAUUCGAUUAAUGAUUUAAAAGAAUAUCCAUUUAAUACUAAUGGAAAAAGUGCCAGAUUAAAUGGUUCUCACGGUUAUUUACAAUUAGCACUUGCAUAUACUCCCCAAGAAGAAUUACUUCAAGUUUAUGUUUUGGCAGCUAGAGCUUUGCCGUGUAGAGAGGGAGGAAUACCCCCAAAUGCUUAUGUAAAAAUAUAUUUACUUCCAGGAAGAAAAGUUUCAAAUAAACGCCGAACAAAAUAUCAACCAAAAAAUUCAAAUCCAAUUUGGGAUCAAUUAUUAGAAUAUUCAAUUAGUGUAGACAGACUUGCUAGUCAUUUCUUAGAAUUUACUGUUUAUAAUUAUGAUAGGGAUAGAAGAAGCGAAAAUCAGCCUUUAGGUCAAUGUUUGGUUAGUCUUGGAGAUACUUCAAUUGUUUUUAGCGGAACUCCCCGCUGGUUUGCACUUCAACCCCCUUCAUUUUCUUAUUCUUCGAUAGAAAUGACAGAUUUUGAUUUAAAUCACCAACAAUAUGAGAGAUUUUUAGAUUAUAAUCCAAGUAGUUAUUUAUUAAAAUUAAAUAAAUUAAUUUAA